Molecule: messenger RNA, 1063 nt
Organism: Pezoporus flaviventris
Lineage: Eukaryota; Metazoa; Chordata; Aves; Psittaciformes; Psittacidae
Gene: NDUFAF3
Product: NADH:ubiquinone oxidoreductase complex assembly factor 3
Exons: 5
Coding region: 136-741 (201 amino acids)
Biological process (GO): mitochondrial respiratory chain complex I assembly
Cellular component (GO): mitochondrial inner membrane
Source: RefSeq, a predicted model, not a curated record
AACACGAGAUGGCCCCGAGGGAGGGCAGCGGCACCUGCGCGGCCCUCGGACACCCGCCACGGGGAAGUGAAACCGUGUGGGGAACCCCGCGGCUCCACGUGGUGCUCACAACCGAAGCGCUGCUGUUGCCCGUCCAUGGGGUGUGGGGCUCCCCGAUGCCUCCCCACCGCGGAGGCGGGAACGGUCCCAUCGCCGACGCCGGGAGCUUCGCGGUGUGCGCCGCGGUGCCGGGGCUCUGGAUGGUCCCGGGUGCCGCACCGGGCUCACCGCCUCAUUCCGUCGGACGACGAGCUCUACCAGCGCACUCGUCUGACGGUGCUGGAGCCGGAGUCCCCCAACAUCAUGUUCAUCGAGGGCUACAGCAGCCGCGGCUUCACCAUCAACGGGGACGUGGUGGUGGGACCCUGCGCCGUCCUGCCCCGCACCAUCCUCCAGUGGAACGUCGGCUCCUACAGGGACAUCUCGCACGAGAGCCUGUCGCUGUUCCGGCUGCUGGAGCCCCGUAUCGAGAUCCUGGUGCUGGGCACAGGAGACAGGGUGGAGCGGCUCCAUGCCGCCAUGCUGAAGCAGAUGCGGGAGUGCGGGAUAGCCGUGGAGGUGCAGGACACGCCAAAUGCCUGUGCAACCUUCAACUUCCUCACGAGUGAGAAGCGCAUGGUGGCUGCGGGGCUCAUCCCUCCGCGUGCCACCUGCACAGGCACAUCAGGCACUGCCUACGCAGUUCUGCCCUCGCCUGCCUGAAGCCCCUGAGCACCACUGGAGAAACACAAUGGAGCUGUCGGAGCUGCUGGCUGGAGGUGGCCAUAUACACGAGGGUGUUGUGGAGUGCAUGGACUUGGCUCUGCCCUAAAUCCCAGUUUUUUUGCCUUCCUUGCCCAGCCUGGAACAUGGCACGAGGUAUGAGCAUUGCUGGCAGCAGAGCACCCAGAGUCCUGCUGUGCCUGGUGCCUUGGCAUUGAGAACCCACUGCCCCAGGGCAGAGUGGAGGUGCUGGGGCGAGCUGCAAGCUCUGGGGCACAUCUGGGGCUCCACAAGGAAAAUACACGUUAAUUGGGUGCACAAA